This is a messenger RNA of Salmo salar (Atlantic salmon), 3280 nucleotides long. NCBI's taxonomy places the organism in Eukaryota, Metazoa, Chordata, Actinopteri, Salmoniformes, Salmonidae. The record is from RefSeq and is a predicted model, not a curated record.
CUGAGCAUCUGGCAAAUCAGUGCAACAACUGGGACAAAGCAAUGUACAAGUGACUUGUACUUUCACCAGUGACUUGUGGUUUCUCCUCUGACUCCUUCAUGUCUUCCUGUGUCUCAUCAGAGACUUCCUGAUGGCAGAGGAUAAGGAGGGGGUGUUCAAUGCUGACCACUUCCCUCUGUGGUACAAGAGAGCAGCAGAGCAGGUUCCCGGCACCUUCGUCUACUCGAUCCCCUUUGGAGGAAAUGAGAAUAAGAGUGUGGUUUUGGCCAGCACUGCCAUACAACUGCUGGAUGACAGGAAGUCGCCUAUUGUUGCUUCCGUUGGGAUUCAGAUGAAGCUGGAUUUCUUUCAGAGGAAGUUCUGGACCGCUAGUAGACAGUGUGCUGCUCUGGAUGGGAAGUGCACCAUUAGCUGUGAUAAUGAGGACAUCAAGUGUUACCUUAUAGACAACAACGGAUUUAUUCUGGUCACAGAGGACUACUCUCAGACGGGGCUGUUUUUUGGAGAGGUGGAGAGUGCUGUUAUGAACAAGCUGCUUCUCAUGGGCUCCUUCAAAAGGAUCACUCUGUAUGACUACCAGGCUCUCUGUAGAGAGUAUGCUGGCAGCAGUGACAGCGCACGCUCUAUAUCACAUCCCUUCUCCAUGGUGAAAUGGCUCCUGACCAAACUUGUCAUUUUCCUGCUGGAGUUCAACCUUUACAGCUGGUGGCAUGUUGAUCUCUCAGUCAAAGCCCAAAGGUCGAGGGGAAAGACCAUGAUGGUGCCAUGUGACACGGAGUACCCUGCCUUCGUCUCUGAGCGUACCAUCAAAGAGACCACGGGAAACAUUGACUGUGAGGGCUGUGCCAGAUCUUUUGUAAUUCAGCAGAUUCCCAGCAGUAAUCUCUUCAUGGUUGUCGUGGACAACAAGUGUGACUGCAGCUCUGCCCCCCUGGUUUCCAUGGAUCCCAUCGAGAUUAUGAGAAUGCCAUGGAGUGUGGAGGAGCAGCAGGCCUCUCUGCCCCCCUUACAGCAGCACUGCUCCCCCUACUGGCCACUCUCAUUAGCAGGUGACCACACCGGCAUCGAGGCCCACCGUCCUGGACCCAACACUGGACCUAACACUGGAGAGAACGAUAGACAGGCGCGCCAUCAAAUGCUGACAAUGCACAGGGAGCCACGCCAACAAGAAGAACUUACUCACAACUAACUGAGUUGCUUAUUACCAACAGAGAGACGGACCAAUUGUAAAGCAUCUCCCUGACCAGCAGAGAAAUAACAAAUUAGACAUUGUUCAAGAGAAACAGAACAAUAUUCCAAGGGGAAAACAAUAUGGACAUUAGACAGAAAAAAUAUACCUGCGAGCAGCAAUGAACGGGUUUCACAGGAUGACAGAAAGGACACAAGAUCAGUUGGAUAACAAAGCCAGCCCUCUGUGAUGUAGGAACUUUCUUCCGGUAUGUGCAAUCAGUGAAAGCAUUACCAUGUUGAUUUAAAUCUCUGUUGGUUCACUCCACCUUAGCGUUCCAACAUACUUCAAUACACUCUCACAGCUGUAGUACGCUGACUGUGCAAGCGGCAGGAUAGGAAUUUACAGAAUAAAAGAUCCAAUUUUCAAUACAUUCAGACAACAUAACAUGGGCAACAAUAUGUGAUUAUACAGAUAUACUAAUCACAAUAUUUGACAUAAUUUAUUUGCAUGAGACAAAGUCCACUUGAUCAAUAGUUAUUGCUCUAGUAUCAUAUGGUGGCACUGGUGACGAUGAGAUCUAUAGUGCCACCAUUUAGUCUGGUGCAGCCAUCUAAGGUUGCAGUGACUUUAUAUUCACACAGCUUCUAAGGAUAUACAUAAGGUUUACAUACCACAUUUCAUUGCCCCUUGUCCAUCGGCUCAGUUCUUGUAGCCAGUUGCCCAUGGUGAAAUUAUCUGCAAGGCUUGACAUGAACUUUUUCUGCCACUUGUUCUUCAGACAAGUAAGACAGAUUUUUUACUUGUCCGAACGGUUAAGGAGAACUGGCCAAAACUUCCCUCUCUUAAGGUGAGUGCAGUGCAGAUACUUGCAAAGGCUACAAGUCCAGCGUUAAUCAAAGCACAGCUCCCCUGCCACAACCUGCCUGCACUCUCGGCUCUGCCUAUAUCAGUUUCUCAGAGUUCUGGUCAGAGUCUUGUAAGCAGGCACAGGUGUGAGCAAUUAGUUCAUGAUUUAGUGAUAUCUUCCCUUACAAGCUGUCCUACAGCUUCACCACACUAUCCCCAUCCUGGGUGGAAAAGACCGUCCCUGAGUUGUUCCAAAGCCAUGUGGUAACUUUGGACUACGCUGGUGGCUGCCAGUCUUGCACUGGUCAUGCUGCCCGAGACAGUUGGGCUCCUGUUGACCUUCCGCCCACUGAAACAGAUGCUGCUGGUGCUUCCCGUUGCUGAAGAAUGCCAGAAGUACCGUCUCGUAGAUGGUGGAGGUCAGAUGACCCCUAUCGUGUGGCUACAUGCGAGCGAGCAACCCAUCUGACUGGGGAUGAUAAGCAGAGGUCAAGAUGUUCAACACAUCCACAAACUCCUCUGUCCAUUUUGAGAUAUAAUCUCAGUCUACCAGGAUGUACUUGUCCCGUUGGCGGUGUUAGUGAGGGGACCCAAGAUAUCCACUGCUAUACGUUCACACGGCCAAGAGGUGACAGACGGGUUUAGGGGUGCACAGGUCGGCCGCAGUUCACACACUCCUUACACCAUUUUUCUACAUUGUCAAACCACCCCGGCCAGUCGAAACGAUCUUUGGCUUUCCCCUGUAGCUUUUUCACUCCUAAAUGACCCCCUGCUGUUGUGCUAUGUAGCAUGUCCAAAACUGUAGGCACCACAGCUUUGUGGAGGACCACUUGUAUCUUAUAAAUGUCAUCAGAAUUAGGCAAGGGGACACGCACUAAACUCAGCCCUUGCACCUGAAGCUGAUCCCAUACUGGCGCAUAUUAAGGCUUGAUUGCUCUACCUCCCUGUGCUUGUCCCCUAUACUGUACUUAUUUUAAGCUAGAGGAGAAGGCGUAUUUCCGUAUCUUCUUGUUGGGCUUCUGCCAAGUCAUCCCCCACCCCUGCUUCCUGUUCUAGCCAUGCCAGCUGGUUGACAUGCAUCAAUGCGCAAACCGCAGGGCACUGAUCUGAUAUACACUACCGAUUUAAAAGUUUGUGGUCAAGCAGAAAUGUCCUUGUUUUUGACAGAAAAGCACAUUUUUAAUCUAUUAAAAUAACAUGAAAUUGAUCAGAAAUACAGUGUAGACAUUGUUAAUGUUGUAAAUGAUAUUUGUAGCUGGAAAC